Messenger RNA from Spathaspora passalidarum NRRL Y-27907, 1562 nucleotides. RefSeq lists its product as uncharacterized. Gene Ontology annotation, molecular function: DNA-binding transcription factor activity, RNA polymerase II-specific; RNA polymerase II cis-regulatory region sequence-specific DNA binding. The transcript has a single exon. Gene Ontology annotation, cellular component: nucleus. NCBI's taxonomy places the organism in Eukaryota, Fungi, Ascomycota, Pichiomycetes, Serinales, Debaryomycetaceae. The record is from RefSeq and is a predicted model, not a curated record. Gene Ontology annotation, biological process: regulation of transcription by RNA polymerase II. Bases 31 to 1221 code for a protein of 396 amino acids.
UCUAACAAGCAACAUAAGCACUCAACUAAAAUGGCAGAGACAUCAUCAAUCCAACCAUACAUUGCAGAACAGACAAGGGCAAGUGCUGAAAAUAUAGUCACAGCACAAACUCAACCUGAUGCGCCUUCAGCAAACUCCCAACCAUUACCAGCUACAAACAACACACCAUCAGAAUUAUACGCAUGCAAAUGGGUUGGUUGUGAUGUUAAACCCUAUCCUAGUCUAACCACACUCGUAAAUCAUCUUAAUACCAAACAUUUGACUCAAAUGGCACAUUUAUCCCCUAAUACUCCUAUCAGAUAUACAUGCCAAUGGGAAAACUGUCCUAGAUUUGGUAUAGAGCAACCAUCACGUUUUGCUUUAAUCUCCCAUUGUCGAACCCACACCGGCGAAAAGCCAUACUUUUGUCCUAUUCCAGAAUGUGAAAAACAUUUCACUCGUUCGGAUGCGUUGACCAAACAUGUUAAAGGUGUUCAUGAUUUACAUAGUAUUAAAGAUCAAUUAAAUAAUGUGAAAGAGAAAGUUAAAAAGGGAUACUUGGAUAUUGGAUUAAAUGUGGAAGAUAUGAAUGAAGAUGACUAUCUUCGAGUUAUUGAAAAUGAUUAUGAUUUGAAAAGUCCCUGGUGGUUCACCAAUACAUUUGUGAGUGCUUUGAAACAAUCGGAUUCAAAUAACCCUCAAUCGGUAAAAUUAUCAACACUUGAUCAAAUACCCGUGGACUUUAAACAAUAUAAAGUUGCUACUUCUAGAUAUAAGCAUUAUAUUAUCACAGAGGAACAAGAGGAUGACGAAGAACUCAUCAGUAGCCAUGACGACAACAAUGCCAUUGUGAACAUUAUCAAGAAACAACAGCAAUUUGAUAAUCCAAAUAAGCCAAUUCCGGAAAUAUCAAGUAAUCCAAUCCAUGAAUAUUUGUCAACCAGUUCCAAGAUGAUGUCACUGUCAUACAGCUUGCAAGAUCAAGAUAUAGACGAAGUUGAAGAUAUAAGCACAUUAAAACAGUUGCAUGAGAAAUUAUUGAAUCAGUUUAAUACUGCAAGCAAGAUUAAUAAAUUGGUUUCAAACCAAUUAGCUAAUAGCAUUAAACAGAAAAGGCGAUUAUGGUUGAAGAAUCAAAUAUUGCUUGAUGCGAAUUUAGAAGUAGGUUUACCACCAGAAAGAACAACAAUCCCACAAAGAGUAACCCAAGAUGAAGUUGAUGAUGAAUUAUUACGUUCUUAGGUGUUAAAGUAUCGAAGAGACAUUACUACCGAGAACUCUUGAUAUUAGCCAUGACAAGACAAUGCUGAGUCAAUAAGAAUAUCUAUAUAUUAAAGAGAAAUCUUGACUGAUUAGGUUUUUAGUGGAGUUACGCCUAAGCAAAGUAUUCGGUGCGGAGAAUAUUUCUCUGGCAAGUCGUAACAUGAGAUAGAUAACAGUAUGAACUACAUAAAAACUCGUAAACGUGUAAUAAAUAGAAAAUAGAAUAAUUUCAAAGUUGCUGUACAUUGUCACCCAAAUAUAAUGGGUGUUGAGGCGCGGCAGAAUAUUAUUUACUUCUCAGAAAAUACUGAGACCCGUUG